AUAAAUAAUGUAAACUGAGGAGCUUUCAAAUCAUAGAACGAAAAAACUAUUCGACUUGUCAGUGAACUUGUUGUCUUUCACGUCUUUUUUCCCCUUCUCUUUCGGACAGUUUGACUAGGCUAGGUGUGAUGAGAGUGCCAGCAGCGCUUUCACAAAAUAAUGACAGUGAUAUUGGAAAGUUGAACGUACGUUGUCAUUUACUGUGGUUGAAUAAACUCGUCAAAACACUAAAAGAAAACACUGUUGUGCCCAGUCCGAAAUUAUGAUGGAAAACUUCAAACCUAACAUUUCUUUGGGUUUUUUAAAUGUUGCAAAGUUUAAUACGAUCCUCUUGAUAGGGCCUAGUUAGUAGUAGUUGUUGACCUUUUGUUGACCUCCAUGUUGUCUUGUUUCUAAACAUAGUGCGCAUAAACAGUCCAGAUUUGUGGUUGAAAGUGUGGAUAUUAACUCUUCAAAACACUCAAGAAGACAUCCAGUUGUGUAAUGAAAGUUAUCAUAAAAGUCCCAGUCCGAAUUUUUUUUUUUUUUUUAAUGUUACAGAGUUUACCAUCCUUGUGUGUGAUUAUGGCUGACCUUUAUUGACCUCUUGUCUCUGUGCACACAGUGGACAUAAACAGUACAGAUUGGAUGGGAGUGUAUUCCAAGAAUCUCAGGUCCAGUAGAGUUUAGUGUCAGUACGUAUCAACAAUGGCGAUCUUUCUUAAUGAGGAUAUCACUAAACUACUAUGGAACAAGUUUGUUGUCAUCAUUGGGGAUUCAAUUCAGCGAGGCAUUUACAAAGACUUAGUUUCUUUGUUGCAAACAAACGUCUACCUGACAGAAAACAACCUCAAGAGAAAGGGAGAGAUGAGUUUCAAAGACGACAUCCUGAUUGAAGGAGGACGUAAAGAGGAAAUGAACAAUGGUAUCAACUAUAGAGAAGUCCGCCAGUACAAAACGGACUAUCACAUCAUCAGGUAUUAUUUUGUCACGAGGGCAUAUAACAAAUACAUGGAGACGAUCUUGGCCGACUUCGAGAAUGAUCCUCAGCCCGACGUUGUCCUGAUGAAUUCAUGCUUAUGGGAUAUCUCACGCUACGGAUCCCAUGGCAUGAAUUCCUACAAGACCAGUCUUGAGAAGACGUUUUGUAAGAUGCAGAGCGUCCUACCUCCAGAGUGUCUCUUCAUCUGGAAUACAGCGCUCCCAGUUGCUAAUAAAAUCCGUGGUGGAUUUCUCCUUCCAGAGCUCAAUUUCCUCUCGGAGACACUUCGCUUAGACGUCAUGGAAGGAAACUUCUACGCCAAGGAACUGGCCAAUGCUUACGGUUUUGACGUCUUAGAUCUCCACUUCUACUUUCGCCAUCAGCUUCAUCGCAGAGUCGCAGACGGUGUCCAUUGGAACCACCACGCCCAUCGUCACAUUUCAAAUAUGAUUCUAAGUCACAUCACUGAGGCCUGGGGUCUGUGUGUUCCGAGAAGAAUAGAAGCGUGGAAGGUACCAGCAGACAGACCAACCGACCAAUCACGGGGUGACUUUCAUAAAGAUAUCAGUCUCAGCGCUCCUGCUCACGGACCGCGAACAAGACGCAAUAGCAGCGGUGACUCGCCUCAAUUUAUCGAUUUUGACAAAGUGGCUUCUCCUAUGAUUAAGAGUCCUUCCAUACCCAUGCCGAUCCAAACAGUAGUGUCUUGCAAUAAUGGCCCACAACAUCCCAGUCAAACCUACAAUGGUCCGGUUCGAUCUAAUCAGAAUAGACAAGCAGGGCGAUACAAUCCCUACGGGGGUGGGGGAGGGUGUAGACAAGAUUGGCAUGAGGGAGGGGGGGAUUGGGGAAUGCAGGUUCAGAAUCAGCAACCCUUGUAUGGUUUGGAAGAGAGACGUAAGAUGCGGAGGGCGUGGGAAAGAGAGGAAGAGUUGAGAUGGCUCGCAUUCAGAUACCAGUAA
Messenger RNA from Asterias rubens (European starfish), 1923 nucleotides. Its product is annotated as PC-esterase domain-containing protein 1A-like. The record is from RefSeq and is a predicted model, not a curated record. NCBI's taxonomy places the organism in Eukaryota, Metazoa, Echinodermata, Asteroidea, Forcipulatida, Asteriidae. The transcript has 4 exons. The coding region runs from base 688 to 1923 and encodes 411 amino acids.